AUGGGGUCGCGGCUCACCUCCCCCCGGCCGAGCCUCCGCCAGAGCCGGAAGCGCGCGCUGUCCUCGUCCCCGUAUAGCGAUUCCUUCGACAUCAACUCGAUGAUUCGCUUCAGCCCCAACUCCCUCGUGUCCAUCAUGAACGGGUCCAGAUCCUCGUCGGCGAGUGGGUCCUACGGCCAUCUGUCUGCAGGAGCCAUCUCCCCGGCGCUGGGCGUCCACCCCUCCGUGGGCGCGGCGACGCACCUCCAGCAGCUCCAGGCCCACCUGAUGCGCGGGGCGUCGCUCCCCGGCUCCCCGUUCCUGGCGCCGUCCCCCCUCCUGCAGCACAGCCCCUCCACCCUGGCCACCCACCAGAGUCUGUUCUCGCUCUCCUCGCAGCCGAGCCUCCCAACCCUGCCCCCGAAGGCUGAGGUAUGGCACCUCAAGCUGGGCGAGAAGAAAGCGUCGCCCACGAUCUCCAGCACGAUGGAGGAAGAUAAGGCAUCCAAGGUGAAGAAGGAAGCGGCGAGCACUACCUCAGCGGGGGCGUGUGGCACCGGGGGGGUGAGUGCCGCUGCCAGGGACGACGACGGACUCAAGGAAGAGCCUCCGGACUUCAUCGAGACGCAUUGCCACUGGAAGGAGUGCAAUAAGGACUUCAACACGCAGGAUGAUCUCGUGAAGCACAUCAACAACGACCACAUCCACGCCAACAAGAAGUCGUUCGUGUGUCGUUGGAAGGAUUGUUCGCGAGAAGAAAAGCCGUUUAAAGCCCAAUAUAUGUUGGUCGUCCACAUGAGGCGCCACACGGGAGAAAAGCCACAUAAAUGCACGUUCGAGGGCUGCUACAAGGCUUACUCGCGCCUGGAGAACCUCAAGACCCACCUGCGAUCUCACACGGGGGAGAAACCGUACAUGUGCGAAUUCCCCGGGUGUACGAAGGCCUUUUCCAACGCUUCGGACAGAGCCAAGCACCAGAAUCGCACGCAUUCGAACGAGAAAAGUGCAGCGCAACCGUGCCCGGGGCCUUCUACGCGGUGUCUCCAAUGUAAUAACUUUAUCUACAAGUACCGGUUUUCGCCAGAAGACCGGCCAACCAGCCAUCACCACCGCUACGGCAGCCGCUUUCCGAUGCUUGAAGAUUCGAGGUUUGCGGAUCAGCAUCUCGGACAGACGUGCGGAGAUGAAGACAACGACGAUGCUCACAGGCGAAGGAUGCUGGAGAUGGCAGCGCGUAAGGAAGACGUAUUCAUCACCAAUACUUGUUCGUAUUACACUGGGAAAACACUGCACGUCGGCACUUACUCGUUAGUUAGCACAGUGACGGCACUCGAUCCACUCCAUUCAUUGAUCACAUAUUCCGCAAGGGCGCAAGAGUACGGGGGUCCCGGCAUCAGCAUCACACAACACAAGGGAGAUGAGGCAGCCUCUCCCGCGCCUCCUCGUCACAUGACAGUUCACCUUCUUCGGACCACCCAGGAAGUGUCGGGGAGCCGCCAGGGCGUAGCAUGCACUCGCUCCCCGAGCUCAAUAUGCCUGCUUAUCGGACGUUUUCGAGGUAAAUAUCCAGUGGUGUCAUGUGGAGGCGAGGUGGUGCAGGUCCCCGUGUGGUCGCUGGCUCGCUCCGACACCAACGCUAUUUCCCGCAAUCGCCGCCCCUCGCCCACCCCGGUGCGUCCGCCCGCUCUCACCUUUCGCCUCGAUCCUGCGGCUCCUACGCCCUCCUGUGGGGUCACACUCGGUCACAAGCACGCUCUCAUGCCCCUCUUCAAGGGGCGUGAGCCUACGACGUGCCCAGAGACGUGCGUGUGGGCCAAGACGAGCGCGGGCCUGACGAAACUUAAUGGAGAGAUCGCGCAGCCUUGA
Penaeus indicus is the source of this 1845-nucleotide messenger RNA. RefSeq names its product transcriptional activator cubitus interruptus-like. The transcript has 12 exons. Bases 1 to 1845 code for a protein of 614 amino acids. The record is from RefSeq and is a predicted model, not a curated record. Gene Ontology annotation, cellular component: nucleus. Gene Ontology annotation, biological process: regulation of transcription by RNA polymerase II. NCBI's taxonomy places the organism in Eukaryota, Metazoa, Arthropoda, Malacostraca, Decapoda, Penaeidae. Gene Ontology annotation, molecular function: RNA polymerase II cis-regulatory region sequence-specific DNA binding; DNA-binding transcription factor activity, RNA polymerase II-specific.